CAUAGUCGAUCGAUCGAUCGACCGCCUGCGUUUCUUACUCUCUUUACACUUUCGGCCAUAUUUGAAGUACUAAUUAUUUCAUCUGGAGGUGAAGUAUAGAAGAGAGGAGUCCAAGGAAAGUUAACCAGUUAAAUAGUGCGAAAAUGAACUUUAUCCAUCUGAGGUUUGAGGCAGAGUCGAUUGAGAUAGCUGGUGAGAACCAAUAAGAUUCACAAUGCAGUACUCUGAGGAGCAACUUAACUACUUUCGAUUAUGUCACGUUGGGUUCAACUUGGUUCCAGAAGGACUAAGGCGCAUUUUCAAACAAGAGUGGAACUUCCGGUUUAAAACUCCUUUGGGGGGAGAAUGGCAAGACACGCCACAAAACGGACGACAAUUUUUCAGCAAGGAAGGAAAACGAAGUCGGUCAAAAAACGCGCGAUAUUUAGCAACGGUACAGAGUGGCAAUACAACAGAAUGGGACUGCAGUUGUUUAUUCUUUGCCAUCCUUUACUCGGAUAGCAUUGGUAGCACCCUCGCUGUAGCGAUCAAAAGCGAUGUCGAUGAUCUCCGCCAAGUUCGAAAUGAUAUUGCACAUAUUUGUGAGGGUAAGCUGACUGAUGCCGAGUUCCAGAAUCACAUAGGAAGGGUACUGCGCUCAUUUACGUCAUUGGGUCUUCAGGUCAAUGAUAUUGAGGCUGUGAGAAAGCAGACAAGUUUCCCAACAGCCGAGUUACAGAAUCUGGCGAGUCUCGUUGAUACCUUAAAGAAAGAAUCAAAGAGAAAAGAAGUAGACCUGCAAGAAACGCGGAAUACGCUACGAAAGAAAGAGGAGGAAGUGGAAGUUCUCACACAGGAAAUUGAAUUCAAGAUAGAGCCAUUUUGUAUUCUCUCUUCUGAGCCAUCUCACGAAGUCAUCAGACGUACAAAUGACAUCAAGAGACUCAUGGAAAAGUUGAAAGACCUUCAAGAUGCCACCCACGAUCAGCAAACUGUUAGCACUGUGUAUAUCUCUGGAACUCCUGGAUGUGGGAAAACUCAACUUGCCCGUCAACUCGGCCAAGAGUUCUUUGCAACAUCGCGUGACAGUCACGGUCUCACAUUUGUAGCAACAAUAAAUGCAGAAAGUAUUGAGACUAUUGCUACAUCUUACAUCACCCUCGGUAAACAUCUAGGAAUCACUGAAUAUUCCCUGACGAAGCUUGAAACUUCAAGAAGAGAAAGACCACCGGAGACUAUUCAGUAUCUCAAGCUCUUAAUCAUGAAGAGGGUUAGGAAGUUUUCAAAGUGGCUAAUAAUAGCUGACAACGUAGACCAAUUAAAUGCUGUUCGCAGAUUUCUUCCUCAAACUUCCAGCAAGGAAUGGGGUCACGGUCAGGUGCUGUUCACCACUCAAAAUGGAAGUUCGAUUCCCUGUAAUGCUAAGCAUACAUAUCACGAGUCGUUCAGCCAAGGAAUGGAGGAAGACGAAGCAGUUAACCUUUUGAAAAGUGUGUCGCAAAUUGCUGAUGAAGAGAAAGCAAAACAAGUUGUCAAAGUCCUUGAGUAUCAACCCCUAGCACUAGCUGCUGCUGCGUAUUAUGUCCAAACUGUUGCAGCGACUGGAUCUCCUCACUACAGUUGGGCAGACUACUUGGCCGUUUUGAUGCAAGGUCAGCGAGAAGCAACCGAGGAACUUCUGGCGAAAGAGAGCCCAGCUUACCCGCACAAAAUGACAACUGCCAUAAGGUUGGCUCUGAAAAAGGCGAUCGAAAAUGAUACGGUUCUUCGGCAGACUUUCAUUUUCCUCUCACUUGGUGCCUCAGAAUCUAUUCCAAUGGAAUCUGCUGUAGAAUUCGUCCACUAUUACUGUGAAGAGUUACCAGAGGAGUUAGUCGAGUCAAAGAUUUCUAGAUCUUCCCUCUUUCUUUUCGCGAACGACGGUGAAGAUUGGAUUUCGGAAAUUGCCUGCAACUUGCUUGAUAAAUGGAACUGUCAAGAUACCGGGCUACCAAACGUCAUUUUGAAAGUGGGUGUACUUUCAGUACGUGGAACUGUUCACAUGAACAUUGGAAAAUAUCAGCAAGCUAAAGAACUGUUCGAACAGGCGUUGAGCAUUCAGCAAACAUUCGUCGAAGAAUUCAACAUGGCUGCAGGCGUCAGUCGUAUGGAGUUGGGUGACGCUCCCAAUAAACAAUCCAAAGUUUGCAACUGGCUCUUGAUGUCCAUCGAAUACGUCCCUUUGGCAGACCUGUAUAACGAUUUAGGAAUGGUUUACUGUUUCACUGAACAGCACAAUCAGGCCAUAGAACAGCUAGAGAAGGCUUUGGAGAUUCUAAAAAUGACUUAUGGCGAAGACCAUCCCAGGGUGCCAGAAACUUACAACCGCUUAGGCUUUGUUUACAGCGAAAUUGGAAAAUACAAAGAAGCCAAAGAUCUGCUCGAAAAGGCGGUGCACAUUCUGGCCAAGAAUUAUGGCGAAGAACAUGUUUACGUAGCAGACACGUGUUGCCUGUUAGCAAAAGCAAACACCCAUAAUGAAGAAUAUGAGACAGCCAAAGAACUAUACGUUAGAGCGCUGAAGGUUCAGAUGAAGAUAAGGGGCGAAGAUCUUAGUGUUGCUCAUAGUUAUUUCGGCCUUGGGGGUGUCUUCCAUAGCAUUGGCCAAAACGAGAAAGCCAAAGAACAGUACGAGAAAGGGUUGGUGAUUCAGAGAACGAUAUUCAAUGAAGAGAACGCCAUUAUAGCGAGAACUUAUAGCUCACUGGGUGAAAUAUACCGAGGUAUGGAGGAGCUCAGUCAAGCCACACACCACCACAACAAGGCACUCAACAUUUUAAAGAAUACUUUUGGUGAAGGGCAUCGCGAUGUGGCAGCAUGCUAUACCCGUUUAGGACACUGUUUCUUAAGCAUUCAACAAUACAAUGAAGCUAAAGAAAACUAUGAAAAAGCAUUAAUGAUACCGAAAAAAAUUUUCGGUGAGGAGCAUCGUGAUGUGGCAACGGGCUAUUACAACUUAGCAAACAUGUAUGAAGAGAUUGGGGAAUACAAGGAAGCCAUAGAACUAUAUAAAAAUUCACUUGCUAUCAGGAGAAAAAUCGACGACAAUUGA
Messenger RNA from Stylophora pistillata, 3070 nucleotides. RefSeq lists its product as uncharacterized. Lineage: Eukaryota; Metazoa; Cnidaria; Anthozoa; Scleractinia; Pocilloporidae. Gene Ontology annotation, molecular function: ADP binding; protein binding; ATP hydrolysis activity. The record is from RefSeq and is a predicted model, not a curated record.